AUGAAAGUUUCAAUCUUUUUUUUCUAUACAACUAUCUUGUUAUCUACUCAAUUUCUUGUCUGUAAUUCUUUCACUCCUCUAGACAAUUUUCUGAUUGAUUGUGGAGGAAGUAACCCAGUAGUGCUUGAAGACAACAGGGUUUUUAACCCUGACAAUGGAGUUUCUGAUGUGGGUUUAUCUCCUUCUGGUUCUCACAUUGUAGUUUCCAACACUAAAAUUGUAUUUUCAACCUACUCAGCUCUCUACAAAACAGCAAGAGUCUUCACCAAAACUUCAAGCUACACCAUCAACACAAAGCAGAUUGGUCACCAUUGGCUUCGACUGCAUUUUUUCCCUAUUCAGAAUCCACAUUAUGAUCUGAAAUCUGCAGUUUUCUCAAUCUUGGCUAAUGAAUUUACACUUGUUGAUGAUUUUUCCUUUUCGAAGUUGAAGAAAAAUUCUCCUUUGCCAAAAGAAUUUGUAGUUGAAAUUGGUGAUUCGACUUCGAAAGUUCCGGUGCUCAUCCUCACCUUGUCUCCUUUGAAUGGAUCUGUUGCAUUUCUUAAUGGGAUUGAGCUUGUGUCCAUGCCAGGUGGGGAAUUCAUUCCUUCUAUUGCUAUUCCUGUUCCAUUGGGGUCUGAAUUUCAUAUCCCUGAUCAUUUAGCUUUGGAAACGGUUUACAGAAUCAACAUGGGAGGUCCAUCUUUGAGUCCUAAAAAUGAUUCAUUAUGGAGGAUCUGGGAACCAGAUUACCCUUAUCUAAUCAAGGCUGCUUCUGCUAAAAAUGUUGUAGUCAGUCCUAAUUUGAUUAAGUACGUUAAUGGAGUAUCAGUAGAGAUUGCACCUAAUUGGGUUUAUGCCACAGCUCAGGAAAUGGCAGAUUCCAAUGUCAUUGAUCAAAGAUUCAACAUUUCUUGGGAAUUUACAGUUGAUCCUGGUUUUUCCUACUUUAUCAGGAUGCAUUUCUGUGACAUUGUCAGUUUAGCUCUUAAUAAUUUGUUCUUUGAUGUGUAUAUAAACAACCAAACUGCACUAAGCUCAUUUGAUAUCUCUAGCAACACAAUGGGGCUAUCAACUGCAUAUUUUGUCGAUUUCGUUACAAAUGUUUCAACCAGAUCAAAUCAAAUUCUUGUCCAAGUUGGUCCCUCUGACUUGAGAAAUCUCCCAAGCAAUGCAAUCUUAAAUGGUUUGGAGAUCAUGAAAAUGAGCAAUCCUUCUGCUAGUCUUGCUGGAAUUCAUCAUGGCGGAUUCGUUAGUGUCAACGACUCAAAAAACAAGUCAUGGGUUUUAGUAAUAGUUUCUUUGUCAGCUGGAGUUGCACUUCUACUACUCCUAUCAAUGACUUUAAUGAUCUUUUUGCGGUGGUUUAAAAAACCAAAACAUCAACCCGCGGCUUGGUUUCCAAUUCCAACUCAUGUAGGCAAUUUUGAUUCCAAAGUUUCUAUUCUCAGUUUCGGUUCAACAGCUCAUGAUUCUGCUUUAGGUCGUGUUAUAGCCUUCUCAGAGAUUCGUGAAGCAACCAAGAACUUCGAUGAAAGCUUGGUGAUUGGUGUUGGUGGGUUUGGAAAAGUCUACAAAGGAGUGCUAGAAAAUGGAGUAAUCGUUGCAAUAAAGCGUGGCAAUCCACGAUCCCAACAAGGACUUAACGAAUUCAGGACAGAAAUUGCAAUGCUAUCAAGGCUAAGACACAAGCAUUUGGUUUCUUUAAUAGGAUUCUGUGAAGAACAAAAUGAAAUGAUCCUCGUUUACGAGUUCAUGGCAGGAGGCCCUUUACGAAAACACUUAUAUGGAGCUAAUCUUCCUCCACUUACUUGGAAACAAAGGCUUGAAAUCUGCGUCGGAGCUGCCAAAGGACUACACUAUCUCCACACAGGAGCAGCAGUUAGUAUCAUCCACCGUGAUGUCAAGACAACAAAUAUACUUCUUGAUGAAAGCCUCACUGCAAAAGUGGCUGAUUUCGGAUUGUCCAAGUUAGGCCCAAGUGUGGAUCAAACCCAUGUCAGCACAGCUGUAAAAGGAAGCUUUGGUUAUCUUGAUCCUGAGUACUUUCGUCGCCAGCAACUCACUGAGAAAUCCGAUGUCUACUCAUUCGGAGUAGUACUAAUGGAGGUUUUAUGUGCUAGACCUGCUAUAAAUCCUGCAUUGCCAAGGGAACAAGUGAACAUUGCAGAAUGGGGUAUGUAUUGGCAGAAGAGAGGCUUGUUAGUCAAAAUCAUAGAUCAACACCUUGUAGGAUCUGUCAGUCUCGAUUCACUUAGAAAAUUCGGAGAAACAGCAGAAAAGUGUCUGGCUGAACAUGGGAUUGAGAGGCCUACAAUGGGAGAUGUGUUGUGGAAUUUGGAGUAUGCCCUUCAAUUACAAGAGUCUUCUGCACAAGAUGUGUCAUAUGAGAACAGUGCUAAUUACAUUCCUGAUAUCCCUGAUUCGAUCCCGCAAAUCGAAUCUGUUGACAGUUGUUCAGUCGAUGGGAUUGGUGAUCAAGAUCCUCAUACUUGCACAUCAAGUGGUGUGUUUUCACAGCUAAUGAGUCCAAGAGGAAGGUAG
Messenger RNA from Carica papaya (papaya), 2523 nucleotides. The record is from RefSeq and is a predicted model, not a curated record. NCBI's taxonomy places the organism in Eukaryota, Viridiplantae, Streptophyta, Magnoliopsida, Brassicales, Caricaceae.